CAUGAUUUAGAAUUCAUCAAACAGCUGAUUUAUUUUUAUUAGGGAGCACGUGUUUAUAAGACGAACAAUAAAAACCGAUCAUUGUUUUUAAUACUGCAGUCAGUGUGAUAAUAUUGUGCUUUCAAUGAGAUACUAAUAGAGCUUAUAAAAAUAAAAGUAUAUUUUAGACAUGAUUUAAAAUUUUAUUAUAUAUAGUAUAAAAUUUCCAUAGAAUUUGAAAGGAGAAAAAAUGGCUGACCGUGAUAGCGCAUCCGAAAGUGAUUCAAGUUCAAUUGACGGCGGUCCAAUUAUGAUGCCUCCGUCUCCAAUAACUCGUGAGCAACUUCAAAAAAGAAUAGAAUCACUUCAGCAACAAAAUCGCGUAUUAAAAGUCGAAUUAGACACAUACAAGCUUAGGGUGAAAGCCUUGCAGGAAGAAAAUCGCAGCCUACGACAAGCUUCUGUCAUUAUACAAGCUAAAGCUGAACAGGAGGAGGAGUUCAUAAGCAAUACCUUAUUGAAAAAAAUACAAGCUCUGAAAAAAGAAAAAGAGACAUUGGCUCAUCAUUAUGAACAAGAAGAAGAGUGUCUAACGAAUGAUUUGUCACGUAAAUUAAAUCAAUUGCGACAAGAGAAAUGUCGCUUAGAGCAGACUUUGGAACAAGAGCAGGAAUGUCUUGUUAACAAACUUAUGAGAAAAAUUGAGAAAUUAGAAGCUGAAACUCUUGCUAAGCAAAAUAAUUUGGAACAACUGCGCAGAGAGAAAGUGGAACUGGAAAAUACAUUGGAGCAAGAACAAGAAGCUCUAGUCAAUAAAUUAUGGAAACGAAUGGACAAGCUUGAAGCUGAGAAAAGAAUGCUUCAAAUUAAACUAGAUCAGCCGGUGUCGGAUCCAACUUCUCCGAGAGAAAUUAACAACGGUGAUACUGCUACAAAUCUAAGCACACACAUACAAACCCUAAGAAGCGAAGUGGUCAGAUUGAGGCACAAUCUUUUGAUCUCUCAACAAGAGCACACAGAAAAAAUGCAGCGUUAUGUAAAUGAAGAAAAACAAAUUCGAGAAGAGAAUCUAAGGCUCCAAAGGAAACUGCAACUUGAAGUGGAACGACGUGAAGCGUUAUGUAGACAUUUAUCUGAAUCAGAAUCAAGCUUGGAGAUGGAAGAAGAACGUCAUUACAAUGAAAUUGUCAUGUCAGGUGGAAGUAUAAGAAGUCGAAAUGUGUCAAGUCCAGUGCCCUAUAAUGCAUCUCCAAGUUCUUCAAGACCUCUUAGUCCAGGUAUAAAUGCAAUGACUUCAACUUCUCGAGAAACUGGUAACAUAAAUCGGUGUUAUGCUUGCGGUCAAUCUGUUAAUCUUCCAUUUGCAAGUUCAUCUCCUCCUUCAGGUAGUCACAUAAUAGCGCCUUCCAGCAGGCGUGCUUCUGAUCGAUUUGUCAAACCAGCGAUUCCACCUACUAUUGUUAGCCCAGGAAGUUCAUCAUCAGCUAAUAUUAUUCAGGCAAAUACAUCGAGUGGAUGUCCCAUGGAUAUUUCUAAAAUCUAAACUAACAAUUAGUAAUUAAUGUUACGAUUUAAUAUAAUUAUUUUAUAUGGUGUAGAGAGCGAACGAAAACAAUUUUCAUUUUUUCGCUAAAGCUGAAAUUAUUUUUAUUAAUACAUUAAGGGCUAUAUCCGAAGAUGUACUGUGACAUGAGCUAGUUCACAUGCAUGUCUUCUAACGUUUAACGGAAAGAACUUGUCAUGUUAGCGGAGUUCGAGUUGCUUUAAAGUUUCUCUCGUCCAAUUUCUAAUAAUGUCUACGUGUAUCCACAGUUGAAAAGGUGCAAAUACACAACACAUGCACAUACCAACAUGGUACUUACUUUAUUAGGAAAAAUUUCAUUUCCGACGAGGAUAAAUAUUCAGAUAUAAGCAAUUAAUUUGUUUUGACAACAGUGUAACUAAAUGAUCGGUUUAUAAUAUAUGACUGCGUGCAGAUUCCCUCUUUUAAAGAAAAUUGUCACUAAAAGUGUUAUUUAAAAAAAAGUACCAUGUGAGGGGUUGUUCACAUUCUACGUCUCCUUAUUUUAUAACCUCUAACCUCUCAACAUUAAGUUUCUUAAAUAUCAAUUGCCAAUUUUCUAAUGUUCAUCACAGACGUAGUUUGUAAAUUACCUCUAAAUUAUUUCUUAUUCUUCAUGAUUAUUAGAAUUGAUGCUGAUUUUGAUGAUGGUAAAAUAAUAAUAAUAAUGAAUAAUAAUAUUAAUAAACAGUAUUUAUGUAAAAUUUAAAUAAGUUUUAUUCUUUUGAUUGAUAUUAUGUAAUUCGAUGCUAAAAAAUAAGGUUUGGAAAAAUAGUGUAUUGUGUUGAUAUACUGUUGAAAAUAUUGAUGAAGGCAUUAUUUAAACUUUAAAUAAUACACUAAAAGACGGUUAUUGUACACGAAAAGAGCCAUUUGAUACUAUGAUUUUUAUACGAUAUUUUUAAUAUCAUCCUUGAUUCUGUCUUUAUAUCAACAGAUACUACGACUCGAUAUUAAUUUGCAUUUACAUCAUAGUACCUCUUUUCAGUUUUAUUCACAUUACACAUUUUUUCAUUUAAGUGUUCAACUAUAUUCGUCUUCUAUUUGAAAAAAGUUUCAGUAAACGUGUAUUUUCAAUUAGAACUGAUAACUAAUAAAAUGUAUUAUUUUUAAAAUUAAAAUCAACAUUUAAUUUA
Messenger RNA from Leptopilina heterotoma, 2676 nucleotides. RefSeq names its product coiled-coil domain-containing protein 6. The transcript is spliced from 6 exons. NCBI's taxonomy places the organism in Eukaryota, Metazoa, Arthropoda, Insecta, Hymenoptera, Figitidae. The record is from RefSeq and is a predicted model, not a curated record. Bases 230 to 1522 code for a protein of 430 amino acids.